This is a messenger RNA of Diprion similis, 1154 nucleotides long. RefSeq names its product protein Abitram. Gene Ontology annotation, cellular component: lamellipodium; filopodium tip; dendrite. The record is from RefSeq and is a predicted model, not a curated record. Gene Ontology annotation, molecular function: actin monomer binding; actin filament binding. Gene Ontology annotation, biological process: regulation of actin filament polymerization; dendrite morphogenesis; regulation of filopodium assembly. NCBI's taxonomy places the organism in Eukaryota, Metazoa, Arthropoda, Insecta, Hymenoptera, Diprionidae. Bases 373 to 1068 code for a protein of 231 amino acids. The transcript is spliced from 3 exons.
CUCGUUUGGUUUGGCCAGGUUUCUCGCUCCUGAUGCAUAAAUAUUUCCGAAAUUCGAAGCACAACGAAGAGUGAGGUUAGAUUCCCAUUGAGAUAAUUGCGUAAUAGAUUUAAUUCGCGAACGGAUUAUUACGAUGCCGCGUGAAUUAGCCCCUCACAAUGCUGCGUGUAAUGAUAUAUUCGCUGAGUAUCAAGAAUGUCAAGCUGAGCACCCGGUCGGCAAAUUUUUUGGCUACUGCACAAAUCUUAACAACGCUUUGAGGAAAUGCUUGAAAUCUCAGAGGCGCAUCAAGCAGGCUGAAAAUUUAAAACGAUCUGAAGAAUUGCACGCCAGGAUUCAAGCAAGGAUACGCGAACAAGAAGACGAAAUAUAAUGAAUCAGGAACAUCCCACACCUAGCCUGGAACCUGAAGUUAAAAGGCGAAAGGUAUUCGAAGUGAACAACGGUCAACCAUUAGAACAUAUAGUGAGAGAAACCGAGGAAAAACGAUUGAUUCCUAUUGAAGAUUCAAAAACGACAGAGAAUAGAAAAGAGUUGCAUAUUUUGAAGAGUUUUAAGCCGACAACUGCAUUUCCCAAUGUUACAGAGCGUUAUUUGACCCCAUAUUAUCAUGUGAAUGAAGAAUCAGCAGGUGACGAUACCUGUAUAUGGGUUCACAGUAAUCGCAUUUGUUUGAUUAGUUUAGCAUCAAGUCAUGAUAUUAUUAAAAUGCAAAAGAAGAUCAAGUGUAUCAAUUUUAAAGUAACUGAAAAGUUGGAUCGGGCGUCGAAUAAGGUGUCAGGUAAAAGUAAACAUGGUGCACAACCUCUGCAACCAUCUUCUACCAUCUGCUCAAUAGAGUGUGAGGAUGGUGGAAAGUAUUCUGUCAAAUGUAACAUGACUGGAAAAUUAAUGGAGGUCAACGACGCCCUACUAAAAAAACCAGAGCUUUUGUUUGAGCCGCCGCACAAAGGAGGGUAUCUUGCAAUUGCUUUACCCAAUAUUAAUCGAUUUGAAACAUUAACGACAGAGUUACUAACUCAAGAAAGUUACAAUGCCAGGAUAGCCAUAAGACAAACAGUUACGUGAUGAAAAAAUAAAACUCCUUGUACAUAAAUCUAUUUCCUUUCCUUCAAACCGCACAGCGUUAGGUAAUUCUCAAAACUCAAAUUUCA